Drosophila eugracilis is the source of this 1599-nucleotide messenger RNA. It is a transcript of the gene Cyp12c1, whose product is annotated as probable cytochrome P450 12c1, mitochondrial. The transcript is spliced from 2 exons. The coding region runs from base 1 to 1581 and encodes 526 amino acids. The record is from RefSeq and is a predicted model, not a curated record. Gene Ontology annotation, molecular function: monooxygenase activity; iron ion binding; heme binding. NCBI's taxonomy places the organism in Eukaryota, Metazoa, Arthropoda, Insecta, Diptera, Drosophilidae.
AUGUUGCGUCUUACAGUGAGGCACGGCUUGAGAUUCAGCUCCCAGCUUGCUGCCAACAGAAGUUCGGAGUCCUCCUCAUACAUUCAGCAGCUGGAGUCGGAAUGGGAAACCGCAAAACCCUUUGGGGAACUUCCCGGACCGACACGGUGGCAAUUAUUCCGCGGUUUUCAAAAGGGAGGGCAGUACCAUCAAAUGGGAAUGGAUGAUGUUAUACGUUCGUACAAAAAGGAGUUCGGUGACAUAUGUUUGAUUCCCGGAUUAUUUGGCAUGCCCUCCACUGUGUUCACAUUCAAUGAGGAAACCUUUGAGAGAGUUUAUCGCACCGAAGGUCAAUGGCCAGUCAGAGGGGGUUCCGAACCCGUCCUCCACUACCGCAAUAAUAGGAAGGAUGAGUUCUUUAAGGACUGUGUGGGAUUGUUUAACAAUGGGCCUCAGUGGGGUAAACUAAGGAGUGCAGUGAAUCCAGUCUUGAUGCAGCAUCGUAAUGUGGCAGUCUAUCUGAAACCAAUGCAGCGGGUGAAUCGGCAGUUUGUGAACCGCAUCCGAGAACUUCGCAACGAGGAAUCAGGUGAAGUUCCCGGUGACUUUUUAAGCACCAUCAACCAGCUUACAUUCGAAUCGGUUGCAACUGUGGCCCUUGAUAAGGAAUUGGGACUUCUCCAGGUGGCCAAUCAGCCACCCGAGGCCAAGAAACUCUUCCGCAAUAUUGAAGUCCUAAUGGAUUCGUUUUUCCUUCUCGGUGUUAAACCCUCGAUAUACAAGUACAUUUCCACGCCCACUUAUAGGAAAUUCAGUCAGGCCAUGGAUGAAAUCUUCGACACCUGUUCGAUGUACGUAAAUGAGGCGAUAGAAAGGAUCGACAAGAAAUCGUUUGAAAGGAACUCAGAGGAUCAUAAGAGUGUUCUGGAGCAAUUGCUGCAAAUCGAUAGAAAGUUCGCCACUGUCUUGGCCAUGGAUAUGCUAAUGGGAGGAGUAGAUACAACCAGCACGGCUAUAGUGGGAUUACUACUGAACCUGGCCAAAAAUCCUGAAAAACAGCAAAAACUCCGGGAGGAAGUUUUAAGCAAACUGCCGUCGACAGAUAAAGAUUUUACUUUGGAGAAUAUGAAAUCUCUUCCAUAUCUAAGGGCAUUCAUCAAGGAAUCGCUGCGGUUAUAUCCAGUCACCUUCGGAAAUGCCCGGUCCGCUGGGACAGACGUUGUACUAGACGGUUAUCAAAUCCCUAAAGGCACUAAUCUACUCAUGAUCAACAGCUUUUUGCUAAAGGAUGAGAGAUUAUACCCUCGCGCAUCGGAAUUCAUUCCGGAACGUUGGUUGCGCCAGAAGGGUUUGGACGAAGAAAAUUCAGAUAUCCUGUUGAACAAGAACUCAAAUCCCUUUAUUUACCUACCAUUCGGGUUUGGACCUCGUAUGUGCGUGGGCAAAAGGAUUGUGGAUCUGGAGCUUGAACUAACGUUGGCCAACUUGGUUCGCAACUUCCAGAUUGAAUUUAACUACUCGACACAGUACCCAUUUAAGUGCACAUUUGUGUACAAGCCUAAUAUUCCCCUUAAAUUCAAACUCACCGACAUAAAAUAUUAAAAUCUGCAAAAAUUGUGA